AUGGACUCUCAACUCGAAGGCGGUUUUCUGAGAUUAGAAACAACUGGACUUUUUCUGCUGUUUCUCUGUACUCUAUACUUGCUCUAUCAUGUAACAUGUACUAUAUUCUUUAAUCCACUUUCUCGUCUACCAGGUCCCUGGAUAUCCUGCUGGACAGACGCUAUUCUGAAAUACCACUGGCUAAAAGGCACAAAAGCGCAAUACGUCCACCGCCUACAUCAGCGAUACGGCCCUCACGAGGUUGACAUUUCCGAUAUAACAGCCGUCAAGGAGAUCCAUCGCAUCAAAUAUGGCUACAGAAAAGCGCCAUUUUACCAGAAUCUUGUUCCCAAUACAAACAACCUCUUCAAUACCCUUGAUGUAGAGUUCCACCGUCACCAUCGACGUCUGCUGUCCUCGCCCCUCUCUGAAUCAUCGCUCAAGUCUGUGGAGCCAACAGUCGAUGAUUAUGUCAAGACAGCAAUUGCUAGUAUGAAGCGUGAAAUGGAUGAACGCGGAACAGCGGAUGUAGCCAAGUUCUGGCUGUUUAUGGCCACGGAUAUAAUCGUGGAACUGAGCUUUGGGGAGUCAUUCGGCAUACUGAAACAUGGCAAAAAGAACCAGUAUAUCAAAGACCUAGAAGGUCUAGCAGCCAAAGGUUCAAUUCGAUCGACAUUCCCAACUCUCAUAACAAUUGCGACCAAGCUCCCACUUCCUAUCUUCAAAGAAACUGCCGCUGCAGCGCAACGGAUCAGAGACUACUCCGCCGAGGCUGUCGCACGCUACAAAAGAGAUUUCGCAAACAAUCCCGCAGCCGCUAAGCCCACGUUGUUCGGAAAGCUGUUUGAAGCUGGUGAAGCGGGUCUAUCAGAUGAUGAGAUUCGGGCUGAGGCGCAGGCUUAUAUUGUCGCUGGUUCUGAUACUACUGCAACGACACUAACCUACCUCGUAUACUCCGUCUGCUGUCGUGGCGAUGCCCGGCAGAAGCUGGUCAAAGAGCUCAUGGAGCUGCCCGACGACUUUGGCCACAGUGACUUGCGCGAGCUUCGUUUGGCUACCGUGAGAUUCUUCCGCGCUUUUCCCAAUGCCUGUGUUUCAUCAAUCGAAGGAAUGUCGCAAGAUGAUAUGGAGCUGCGUGCGUAUUUUCUUUUGACACCGAAAGGAGGAAGAUGUCUGAUCCAGCUGGAUUUAAAAAAUUGGCCGACUGUUUCUUCUUUGUGUAGCCUGACGAUGCGAGGAUGA
Fusarium oxysporum Fo47 is the source of this 1221-nucleotide messenger RNA. RefSeq names its product cytochrome P450. NCBI's taxonomy places the organism in Eukaryota, Fungi, Ascomycota, Sordariomycetes, Hypocreales, Nectriaceae. Gene Ontology annotation, molecular function: heme binding; iron ion binding; oxidoreductase activity, acting on paired donors, with incorporation or reduction of molecular oxygen. The coding region runs from base 1 to 1221 and encodes 406 amino acids. The transcript is spliced from 5 exons. The record is from RefSeq and is a predicted model, not a curated record.